This is a messenger RNA of Camellia sinensis, 570 nucleotides long. Lineage: Eukaryota; Viridiplantae; Streptophyta; Magnoliopsida; Ericales; Theaceae. The record is from RefSeq and is a predicted model, not a curated record.
AUGGAGGCAGUCGUUUGCAUUUCCGUUAGGGAAGCUGUUGACCGAGUUCGAGACUUGGUUGAACCUCAACUCUCCAACAAUCUCAACUUCCAUCUGGGUGAUCUCAGGAAUAAGGAGGAUUUGGAGAAGUUAUUUUCUCAGACGAAGUUUGAUGGUGUGAUCCAUUUUGCGGGGCUUAAAGCUGUUGGUGAGAGUGUGAUUUACCCUUUGCGCUAUUUUGAUAACAAUUUGAUCGGCUCAAUCAAUUUAUACCAGACCAUGGCAAAAUAUAACUGUAAGAAGUUGGUUUUCUCUUCGUCGUCGAUAGUCUAUGGCCAACCUGAAAAAAUUCCAUGUGUUGAGGAUUUUGAGUUAAUACCUAAGAACCCUUAUGGGCGGACCAAGCUUUUCCUCGAAGAAAUUGCUCGAGAUAUCCAGAGUUCAGAUCCUGAAUGGAGAGUGAUUUUUCUGAGGUACUUUAACCCUGUUGGGGCUCAUGAGAGUGGCAAAAUUGGUGAAGAUCCAAAAGGCAUCCCAAACAAUCUUAUGCCUUACAUACAACAAGUAGCUGUUUGAAGAUUGCCUGAACUA